AUGGCCCCCCCUGCGUACAAGCAACGUGACGAAGUCCCUCGCAUAAGCGACGGCACUCGAUCACCGCCAUCCAACGCUCAACACCAUCACCAUCUCUUCUGUGCAUACUCUGCAAGGGAGGAAAUUAACAAGAUGGUGACCAUCCGAGCUGGGGAACGCCAAAAGUCUGCAUACAGCAUGCGCCCCGUCCGCAAGAGCGAGGAUCAGAUCAUGGAGCACAUCAGACUGGCGCAGGAGACCAGUUCACCGUCCGCACCCAUCUACUGGCAUUCCGUCAGCGGCCGAACUCCCUCGGUGACCCUCAGACAGAAACGAGCCGCACCCGGUCGUCCGCAUCUCCAAGCAUACCCACAAUGCCAUCCUGGAUGCGCUCGAGGAAUCACUGCGUGGACCCAAAGAAACUCGAACGAUCCGAUCGAGUUAUACGCUCAGAUGGCAGACCUGAUGGGUGGACGCGGCUUUCGUGAAGACGAUCGCGAUGGCAGGAACAACUUCCGUUGUCGGGGCGAAGGCGGCGAAGAUAGCGACGGUUGGAGCAUUGUGAAGCCCCGCAAGAGCUUUGGUCAUGAGGGUGCAGAGCGCUUCUCCGGGCGCAUGGGUGAUCGACCAGACCGCUUCGGACGAGAAACACCAAGUUGGCAACCCGUGACGCCCGGGAUGAACCGAGUUGGCAACCCGUGA
Anthostomella pinea is the source of this 681-nucleotide messenger RNA. The record is from the annotation of a GenBank genome assembly. NCBI's taxonomy places the organism in Eukaryota, Fungi, Ascomycota, Sordariomycetes, Xylariales, Xylariaceae.